CCGGUGAAGGUCCACAGCUCCCUCACAGAGCACGGAUGCGUCCCUCAGAGCCCCAGCGCAGCCCCCUCCCAGCAUCACGGUGUGGCACAGGGAUGCGCUGCUCUGGCUCCAGCACAGCGCGGUGGCUCUUUCUCUUCUCUAGGCACCACGGGGCCCAAACCCUGGGGUGUGCUUCUCCUGCCUCCCUGCCUGCAGGGAGUUCCGUGGCAGUUCCGUGUAGCCCUGCCCCCCCUCCAGCUGCUGUUCCUGCAUGCGGCUCCGCACCUCUGCAGCUGGGCGAUGCCUGGCACCUGCUGGUCAGAAGCAUCUCCUCCUUUCCUGGCAGCGCAUCACCACACUGCAGCCCACUGCCUGCUGCCUUGCCUGGGGCAAAAACACUACAAAUAAACACAAAUCAAAUAAAAAGUGUAGGAACGGAGAAGCUGAUAGCAAGGAGGAAUACGAGUCAGACAAGAAUAGUCAGUGUAGGAAAGCUGACCUGGGAAAGAGAAGGACAGAGAUGCUGUCAGCAGAGCUGCUCCAGAAGGAGGAGAUUUCUAGAAAGUGAAGGAGGAAGAGCAUCCCUCACCCUGCAGUAGCACUGACAUGCUGGGGAGCAGGCUGCAGGCAGGGUGCUGAGCUGGGCACUGCUGGGCAGGGCCAGCCCAGAGCAGGGACAGCGUGUCCUACACAGAGCCCUGCUCCCUUCUGACACCUGGACUGUGCUGGAGGCAGCCAGAGGGCACAGGCAGUCUUGUGGCUGGGUGACCAAAUCUGCAAAUCUGGGACAGAGCGGGUGGUGGAGAAUGGCUGCAGCCUUGGGACUUUGCUUUCCCACAUCUCCAGCAUUCACUGAUGGCCCAGAGGAUGGCAAAUAGUGGUGCUGACUGGGUACUGCUGUCAUCUUCUGGGCCACGGGAGAGCCAAGGGGCAAACACACUGCAAAACUCAUCACUGCUCACCUGUCCCUAAAAGAGCGGGGCACGAGCAUCCUUCCUAUGGAGAUGCUGCCGCAGGAGCCAACAGGUUUUUGUUUGUACAGUUUAAUCUUUUUUUUUUUUUCUGGGCAGAAUACUCUUGGAGAGUUGUCAACUAUGCUGCUGCUGGCACGGCAUGUGUAAGAAAGGAAUGUCACGUCUGUGAGGCAGUGUCAGCUCACAGUGCAAAGGCUGUGCAGACCCCCAGGGCCUCCUAAGCUGUGGGCUGAGCAGGGCUUCCCAUGGGUUGGGCAACAGAAAAUCUCUUUUUCAUGGAAAUAUGUUCUUCAGAUGAAAUACUUGCUGGGAUCCUUGGGUGACUCUAGAUUUGGCCCCAUGCAUGGGGUAUGGCUAGCAAAGCAAAUCUAUAUUGCUUCAAAACCAGUGGCGCAGGUAUGUAGAUGUUCAAGCUUGUUAAAAGAUCCACUGGCAACGACAGCGCUCGGUGCGUGCUGCAGUGCUGCCCAGCGGGCUGCCCAUGCUUUGUGCUGGCUGCUGUGGGGCAGCAGGGAUGUGGGUCCCUGACAGGCAGCGCACACCUCAGGGCAGCUCUGGCCUCGUGGCAGCACGCAGAGCCAAUCCUUUCUGCUGCAUGAGCAGAGUCCUUACAGUCUGCCCUCGUGCACAACAAAUGCAUCCACUUCUCUCAAUCCCUGUUCUUGUUCUUGUCUGCUAGAAAGUGCUUGACUAAUUAAAAGAUGCCCGUGAUACUGAGCCCAUCUGACACUAGGAAGCUGCCCUAAUGGCUAAUUGCCAUCACUGUUUAAGACAUGAUGUAUUGUCUGCGAGGCUUCAUACCUGAGCAGGUAGGUGUAGGUGCUCUGUUUGAGCAGAGAUUGGACCAGAUGACGUCCAGAGGUCCGUUUCCAACCUCAACCAUUCCAUGAUUCUGUGAUUCUGAGACUUAACUGUAUGGCUGAAAUGCCAUUUCUUGCUAGACUUCAGCUUGAACAUUCAAGUGUUUCCCUUAACUUUCUCUUUAAGAAGCAAUUAAAUCUGCAUCUCCCCAAUGCAUGUUCCUGUCUGUUCUCCCAUUGCUCCCAGGUAAACUUGCUCUCCUCUGCUUUUUUUUUUACCCACUGGCUUUGCAAGCAGCUCUGCACCUCCCAGAUCUCUCUACAAGCAGAAGUAGGAAGGCCCUAUCCCUGACAGUGGCCCCAAUGGGGAGAGGUGCUGCAGGACCAGCAGUGCCCCCUCACUGCACCCAGUGCUGGGCAGGGCAGGCAGGCACAGGGCAGGCUGUGUGCCGCUGCAGCCUCCAGCUCGUGUCACACACUGGUGCCCAACAGCCUCCCAAACCUGCAAGAGGCAGAAGUAGAAAUGCUCAGAAACACCAUGGAGCUUGCUGACAGCAGAUCUGUGUGUCCUGCAUUCGGUUCUGUUGUAUGAGCCAGCAAUGCCCCGGCUCACUGGUGAGCAUUCCUGUCAGCAGACAGCCCUCAGGGCUGCUCCGUGAUGUGCUUUCUUUGUCUGGACUUUCCCUUUACAAGGUCGUGGGAUUGGUGUUUUCCAGUGGAGGCCACACAAGGUCUCUGUGAAACGGUCUGUGCCAUCACGGGCAUCCCCACAGGUUGUGUUCCUGACCACAGCCGCUGGCGGCGAUGCUGCCUCAUCCUGGGCUCAGCUGGGAUGGAGUUAAUUUUCUUCCUGGUAGCAGGCAUGGUGCUGUGCUCUGGAUUUAGGAUGAGGAUAAUGGUGAUAACACACCAGGUGUUGUUUUUUAUCAGCGCGCACACUGAAUUAAAGACUCUCAGUGAGGGGCUGGAGAGCAUAGGGAGCUGGGAGAAGGCGCAGCCAGGACAGCUGAUCCCACCUGCCAAAGGGAUGUUCUGCACCGUGUGGCACUGUGCUGUACAAUAGGACUGGAGAGGUUGGCUGGGGAUGGCUGUGCUGCCGGGAGGGGGGUGAGGGGGGGCCUGGCCAUUAGUGGGUGGUGAGCAAUUACGUUGUGCAUCACUUGUUUUGUGUAUUCUUUUGUUUUUAUUAUUUUAUCAUUCCUCCUUCUCUGUCUUACGUACUACCUUUAUCUCAAUCCACAAUUUUUACUUCUAUUUUAUUUUUUCCCCCAGUUCUCUCCCCAUCCCUUUGCUGCGUGGUGCAUGGCUGCCUGCUGGGUUAAACCAUGAUGUGCCUCCAAGUCCUGCCCUACUGCAAAGCGUGCAUUCUCUAUGUGUGGAGAGAGCUGCAUCAGUGCAUUUCAGCUGUAGUUUGAGUUGCUGCAGUGUUUAAAGGCAGAGAGAGCACCUUUUAUUGCUCCUCUUUUUACCUGCUUUGCCCUUUCACAGGUUUCUAUGGGAGGCCAUGGUCCAUGGAACAGAGGAAACUGCUCUUCAGAUGGCUGAAACGCUGGGGCCUGAACUGCUACAUGUACGCACCCAAAGACGAGCUGAAGCACCGGCUGCUCUGGAGAGAGCCUUACACACAGCAUGAGGCAGCCCAGAUGCAGUCUCUCAUCAAAGCUGCCCAGGAGCACGACGUGGAGUUCAUUUUCGCCAUUUCUGCUGGCCAGGACAUCGUGUUCUCAAGUGCUGGGGACAGGCUCCUGCUGCAGCAAAAACUCAGGCAGGUGGCCGCCCUGGGCUGCGGUGCCUUCGCGCUGCUUUUUGACGACGUCGAUCCCUGCAUGUGCCGCGCUGACAGAGACGUCUUCCCCUCCCUGGCACAGGCACAGGCCUCUGUGGCCAACGAGGCGUACCGGGAGCUGGGCCUGCCUCCCACCUUCCUCUUCUGCCCCACAGAGUACUGCAGCUCACUCUGCUCCCCCAGCCCCGCUCGGUCCCGUUACCUGCAGACCCUCGGCCGGGAGCUGCUCCCAGAGAUUGGGGUCAUCUGGACAGGCCCAAAGGUGGUGUCCCAGGAGCUCUCGGUCGCAUUGGUGGAGGAGGUGGAGCACGUCCUGCGGCGUCGCCUCCUCAUCUGGGACAACCUCUUUGCCAAUGACUACGACUGCCGACGUGUCUUCCUGGGCCCCUACACGGGCCGUGCCCCCGGCCUCGUGCCCCGGCUCUGUGGGCUGCUCCUCAACCCCAACUGCGAGCUCCAGGCCAACUUCAUCCCCAUCCACACUCUGGGCAGUUGGUUCCGCAGUGAGCUGUGGGGCUGUGCCCACACCGACAGCACAGGAACAGAGGCUUCAGCAGAGCCGGGGGACGGUCAGGGCCUGCAGGAAGGUUACAGCCCUCAGGAAGCUCUGGAGUUGGCACUGCUCGACUGGGUGGCCGAGAUAAAGCAGCAGGUGCUGGAGGCAGGAGGAAGGACUCUGCUGCAAUCCAGCGCUGGCUGCGAGGAAGAAGCAGGGCUGCAUCCUGGCACAGCAGGAGGGCAGGAGGCCCUACUUGGCCCGCAGCCUUGUGACACUGCUCCCAGUGGGGCAGACCAGCAUGAACCUGAGCCCUGUGACGUGACAGCAGGGAACAGAAAGAGGAAGGCAACCUCAGUGCCAGAUGAUGGCAAUGGGAGCAGGACCUCCACCGGUGGCCCACGGAGCCCUGCAGAGGAUCGGGACCGGCUCGCUUCAGGUAGCAGAGCGAGCUGUGAGCCCUCCUCCGCUCUGCCCAUCACAGCAGGGAGUGAUGGGUGGGCAGGAGCUCCUGGUGAGACCCUCUGCAGCCUGGGGACACCAACAUGCUGCAGCAGCAGGGCCAGCACUGGCCAAAGCACUCCCCUGGACAGCAGCAACGUCAGGGAAAGGGGCAGCAGCCCUCCCGGCAGUCCCCAGCCUGGGGCCAGCACUGCUGACGUGCUCCAUAUACCCUCAGGGUCUAGGGCUGACCCCAGCCCUGGCCCCAUCUCACAGCUUGUUGAUGGGGCCGCCACCAGCCCUGUCCCCACAGCACUGCUCACUAACGGGACUGCCGUAAGCCCCGGCUCCUCUGUGCCACUGAUCUCAGAAGAGGCUAGGUCUGACUCCAGUGCCCCACUGACCAUGGAGGAGGCGCGGAUGCUGGUGGAGCUCUUCUACCUGCCCUACCAUCAUGGGCCACAGGCGCAGCAUCUCUUGGAAGACCUUCGGUGGCUCCGGGCCAACAGUCCCAGCAUGGGAGUCCCCAGCAGAUCACCAGACUCCUGUGUGGUUGCACAGUGGCGCAGCCAGGCCCGCUCCUUCCAGCAGCUCUGUGCCCAGACGUGCUGCCUGCACGGCCGCUUCGUCCGCAGUGCGGGGCAGGCGCUGCUCUACGACCUGCACCCCUACCUGUGGGACAUCCGCAACCUGCUGCUGGCUGCCAGCGCCUUUGUGCUGUGGUUGGAUGGCCACCUCCUGUGUGACCCCGAGCACAAGGGCACCUGGGGAAGCUGCUUUGUCUGGUGCCAGAGCAUCACUGCCCCGCUCUUCCCAGGGGAGGACGCUGAGCCCUGGGUGCACCGUGGGGGCCUCUCCGGAGAGCUGCAGGCACUGCUGCCCGUGGGGAACAGCUGUGACCUCUUUUGCCAUCCACCUCCGCUCUUCCCAUCCCGACAGCUGUACUUCCUGCGCCCGCUGCUGCCCCAGGACAAGGGAAAGCUGUACCAAAUGUUCCGGGAGGGUCUGGACGGUGAGCCCAGCACUGUGGAGGUCCUCGCGGCCCACCCUGACCUACUGGGCGAUAGGGCGCUGGGCAGCUUCCUGAGCCUCAGCCCUGAAUACACCUUCGUGCUGGAGGAUGAGGGCGGCCCCUGUGGCUAUGCAGCUGGAGCGCUCUGUGCUGAACGAUUCCUGCGAGAGCGCGACAGCAGCUGGCUGCCGGCCAUGCAGCGCAGGUACCCCCGGGAGCUGGGGGUCCUGGGACAGGGUGUCCUGGAAGAAGCGCUGCUCUUCUUCCACACGAAGCCGGUGGCUGUGCCGCUGCCCGUGCUGCGACGCUUCCCCUCCCUGGUGCAGCUGGACACGGCCCCGCGGGUGCAGGAUGCGGGUGCCAGCCGCAGUCUGGCUGUAAGCCUGCUGAGCGCCCUCAGAGCCGACGGCUCACGGGGUGUGUUUUGCCAAGUCAGUGCUGCAGACCACCAGCAGCUGAGCUUCUACAGCAACCUGGGCUUCAUCGCGCUGCCCUUGCCCUGUCCCAGCUCCCCUGGCACGCAGCUCCUGGGACGUCUCCUCUGAGCGAGCAUCAGGGGCAGGCAUGGGGCAGCACCACGGGGCCCCGUCCUACACAGGAUCGCUGGAGGGAUCGGGAGUGUGGAGCUUCUCGGGCCAGGCAGGGAUGUGGGAGCGUGGCCUGGGGGUGAGCGAGGUGCUCCUGGGGUGUGCGCCAGGCUGUGGGCUGUUGGGCAAGAGAGAAGCAUUUCUGCCCUUUAGGGAGAUAUGGGCACUGGGGACCUUCACUCUUGCUGGCUGAGCACCCUGAGCACCCUGAUGCUGUGCAGAGCUCCCAGCCUACAAGUGUGGGGUGGUGGUCCUGGAGCACAGCACGGUAGUGUGCCAGUCCUGUGGAUGGGGCUGCCCAGCUCUCCGUUCCUGGGUGUGGGCCCAGGCUGAGAGGCUGGGGCUGGUGCUGGUUCUCGGCACCCAGGAGCUGCCUUGGAUCAAGCUUGCACGGGGCACAGUGAGGCAGACCCAAUUCUGCUGCCCGAGGACUGAAGAAGUGCUAUCCUUGGUAAUAAAGCAUUUGCUGGCCUCAUUGUAGGUAAUCUCAUGGGGAAAGCAUUGGGAUACCACCGACUCUUUCCAGCAAGCCAUAGCUGCCAGCCACCCAGCCCCGUGCUUGCAGCCAGCACAGAGGGACCUCGGCUGCAGCGGCAGCCACAGCUCCGCCUCCAGCUGCUCCCCGGCCUCGGACCCCUCACCACAAUGAGGAACGGCCCCAGUGCUGGCAGCGUGCGCUCAGCCAGGGUCCCCGCACCUCCUCUGCAGGAUGGGAUCCCCUGUGGCAAUGGCUCCGUUUUGGGUCUGUGGGAGCUCCUGCUGCCAGCAGGGCUGUAGAAAGAACGUCUGUCUGUCCUGCUACGGUCGUGGGGAAAGAGUUUGGAAGGAGGGAUGGAGGGACGAAGUGCUCACGGGAGGCUCCCCCUCGGUAGCCGCCCCGUACCCAUAGGGCAGGGAAGAGGCUGAAAAGUGGCCGAGGUACCCGGAGCGGCGGGGACGUGGGCAGUCCCUGCUUUCCCCGUGCCUGGACAGGACGCGCUGCUCUGUGCCCGACAGCGGCUCCGAGGGGCGGCUGCAGCCGGUUCUGGUCCCGGGGCGAUCGUGGGUCCCGGGGCGGAGAGAG
Molecule: messenger RNA, 7138 nt
Organism: Meleagris gallopavo (turkey)
Lineage: Eukaryota; Metazoa; Chordata; Aves; Galliformes; Phasianidae
Source: RefSeq, a predicted model, not a curated record